Molecule: messenger RNA, 1044 nt
Organism: Didymella exigua CBS 183.55
Lineage: Eukaryota; Fungi; Ascomycota; Dothideomycetes; Pleosporales; Didymellaceae
Product: alpha/beta-hydrolase
Exons: 1
Coding region: 151-915 (254 amino acids)
Molecular function (GO): hydrolase activity
Source: RefSeq, a predicted model, not a curated record
GGUAGCCUUACAUACUCGUAGCCGAACUUCAUACUCCAGCACAUGGAGAAAACACUUGUACUCAUCGGACAGAACUUCGCUAUUCACGCACACAAUCCAAUAGUCACCAAAAAAGACGAGAUUUCUGAACAAAGCUAGGACACUUUCAAGAUGCCAGAACUAUUUGACCACGAUGGCAAGCCUGCCGCCCACCACAUGGCACGCGUCAAUAACAUUCGAAUGCACUACAUCACAGCCGGCUCAGGACCGCCCCUUGUCCUCCUCCAUGGCACACCAAAGAAUCACUACUACUGGUACCGUAUCCUACCCUACCUGACUCCACACUUCAGCGUUAUCGCCCCUGAUUUGCGUGGCUUCGGCGCCACAGACAAACCCCCUGCCAGCGAUGGCUACGAUGGCCGUAUCAACGCCCAGGAUAUGGUGGAACUCAUGGAUCAGCUGGGUUACAAGCAAUUCUCCAUCCACUGCGAAGACCGCGGCGCGACCUUUGGCUUCUGCACCGCCGGACUGCACCGGGACCGCGUCACGCACCUGAGUUUCUGUGAGAUGAUGCUCUCAAAGCAACUGACGGAGCAAUCGUUCUUCACGCGCGAGAAUAUCGAGGCACAGUACAACCAAACCGGUGUUUGGAACUGGCAUAUCCCGUUCUUGUGGAUGCCGCAUAUGGCUGAGAUGCUGAUUACAGGGAAGGAGAGGGAAUUUUGGACGUACUUCAUGAAGGCGGAGUGCUACAAUCCGAGUGCACUAGAUCAAGAGGCUGUUGAUGAGUGGAUACGGUGCUCGCAGAGUCCGGGUGGGCUGAGGGGGAUAUUGGAAACAUAUCGUGCACAUUGGGCGAAUGUAGAUGUUGAGCAGGAGAUUAUGGAUGAGGGGAAGCUGGACUGCAAGGUCAUGACUGUUGGCGCACCCGAGUAGGUUUCCACGAUCCAUGGCAAGGAUCUUGCUGACAUUGUUCAGGUUCUUCGGCCCGCUCGUUGAAGAACAGAUGCGAGGUACAGCAAAUAACGUCGUCAUUUCUGAGAUUUUCGAAAAGUGCGGUCAUAG